Messenger RNA from Solea solea (common sole), 1392 nucleotides. Its product is annotated as major histocompatibility complex class I-related gene protein-like. Bases 1 to 1020 code for a protein of 339 amino acids. Lineage: Eukaryota; Metazoa; Chordata; Actinopteri; Pleuronectiformes; Soleidae. The transcript is spliced from 6 exons. The record is from RefSeq and is a predicted model, not a curated record. Gene Ontology annotation, biological process: immune response. Gene Ontology annotation, cellular component: external side of plasma membrane.
AUGAAGAUCCUGCUUUUACUGGUUCUGCUGGGAAUACACAGCGCGAGCGCACGAAUUCACUCUAUGAAGUAUUUCUUCACUGGAUCAUCUGAAGUCUCAAACUUCCCACAGUUUGUGGUUGUUGGUUUGGUUGAUGAUGUUCAGAUACUUCACUAUGACAGCAACACAAUGAAAGCAGAACCCAAACAGGACUGGAUGAGGAAGAACACAGAUCCACAGUACUGGGAGAGAGAGACUGAUGGCUUUUUGGAAACCCAGCAUAACUUCAAAGUCGACAUUGAAAUUGCAAAGAAGCGCUUCAACCAAACUGGAGGUGUCCACAUCUUCCAAAGAAUGUAUGGCUGUGACUGGGAUGAUGAGACUGGAGAAGUUAAUGGUAAUGAACAGUAUGGUUAUGAUGGAGAAGACUUCAUAGUAUUUGACCUGAAGACAGAGACAUGGAUCACUCCAUCAUCACAGGCUUUCAUCACCAAAAACAAAUGGGAUGCUGAUAAAGCUGAUCUUGCUAAUCAAAAACACUACUACACCCAGGUGUGUCCUGAGUGGUUGAAGAAGUACGUGGAGUAUGGGAAGAGCUCUCUGCAGAGAACAGAGCUUCCCUCAGUGUCUCUCCUCCAGAAGUCUCCCUCCUCUCCAGUGACCUGCCACGCUACAGGUUUCUACCCAAACAAAGCCGUGUUGUCCUGGAGGAAAGACGGAGAGGAUCAUCAUGAGGACGUGGACCACGGAGAGACUCUGCCCAACCAUGACGGAACCUUCCAGAUGAGCACUGACCUGCGAGUGUCAUCAAUCCCACCUGAGGACUGGAGGAAGUAUGACUGCGUGUUCCAGCUCUCUGGUGUGGAAGACGUUGUCAAAGUACUGGACAAAGACGCCGUCCAAUCCAACAGAGAGAAGCCCAUGGACACGACCAUCAUCAUCAUCGUUGCAGUGGUUGUUCUUAUCGUCAUCAUCUUCGCUGCCGCUGCUUUCCUCUUGUACAGAAGAUUCAGUGCCAAAUCCGCCCCAUCUCGUAAGUAAAGAUUUGUAUUUCCAUGAUUCAUAUUUAUUUACAAUUCUAACUUAGGUUGAAAUGGACAUGGUAUUGACACAGCUGUUAUUCUACAUACAGUGGUGUGAUUGAUUUCUUAUUUUUCUGCACGUUUGUCACACUUAAAUGUCUCAGAUUAUCAAACACAUUUAAAUAUUAGACAAAGAUAACCCAAGUUAACACAAAAUGCAGUUUUUAAGUGAUGAUUUUAUUUAUUAUGGGGAAAAAACUAUCCAAACCUACAUGGCCCCAUGUGAAAAAGUAAUUCCCCCCCUUGUAAAAUCAUCAGGUCACUGUGGUUAGUCAAAUUUUUUGGAAAAUGUUACUUGCCACACCCAGGCCUGAUUACUGCCAGACCUACU